Messenger RNA from Leptopilina heterotoma, 789 nucleotides. RefSeq names its product piggyBac transposable element-derived protein 4-like. The record is from RefSeq and is a predicted model, not a curated record. The transcript has a single exon. NCBI's taxonomy places the organism in Eukaryota, Metazoa, Arthropoda, Insecta, Hymenoptera, Figitidae. Bases 1 to 789 code for a protein of 262 amino acids.
AUGGAGGAAGAAGUGGAGUUGGUCGAUAUUCCAAGUGAUAGUGACUCUAUUGAUGACUUAUGUGUUUCUGAUAUUGAUGAUGAUUUGAACAUUAGGGAUAAACGAAAUGAAGCUACUAAGCAGAUUAGUUCUGCUAUCUUUGAUGAAGAAGAUUCUGCAGACAAUGUCUCAGAUAGUGAUGAAAAGUGGGUAAAAUCAGGAAAGAGGAAAAGGGAUGCUCCCUUUACUAGAAAUGUUGGACCUAAUAUUCCCGAUAAUGUCAAAAAGCCAUCAGAAAUAUUUCUUUGCUUAUUUUCCGAUGAUUUGCUUGACUUGAUUGUUCAAGAAACAAAUCGUUAUUUGCAACAAAAGGGAUAUAAACAACCACCCACUACUAAAGAAGAAUUGUUGAUUUUCUUGGGCAUUUAUAUUUUAAUGGGUGUUAAAAAUUCUCCUUCUUAUCGGGAUUACUGGUCUGCCAAUCCGCAACUAAAUGAUCCUUACAUAAGUUCGUUGAUGUCUGUUGUUAGAUUCCGAUUUUUUCUUGGUUGUUUACACAUCACCGAUAACAGUACAGAACCAAAAAAGGGUAAUGCGGCUUAUGACAAGUUAUAUAAAUUGCGGCCUUUUCUAGAUAAGGUGAAUGAAAAUUUUAAAAAAAAUUUUAUGUCAAAUAAAUACCAAACUGUCGAUGAAUCUAUGAUAAAAUGCAAAGGUCGUAGUAGCAUGAAACAAUACAUGCCACUCAAACCUAUAAAACGGGGAUAUAAGUGCUGGGUUCGAGCAGAUCCAUCAGGUUAUGUAUGCUAA